This is a messenger RNA of Moneuplotes crassus, 1213 nucleotides long. Lineage: Eukaryota; Ciliophora; Spirotrichea; Euplotida; Euplotidae. The record is from the annotation of a GenBank genome assembly.
AUGAAGGCCAGGCUAAAUUUUUCGAAUAGUCAAAGUAACCAAUUAGCAGUCAUAGAAGAGGCAGAUGAAGCAUUUGUUACUGAAGCUGCUAAUAAUUGACAAAUCCAGAGGAAAAAUAAGAGCAGUCUGAUCCUGAGUCAAGAAGGAUCGCUUCCCAAACCUAAAGAUACAACGAAGGUCUGACUGACAAAGUAUCGUAUAAAACUAAAUCUAAAGAAAGCCUUAUCGAAUGAACAGCCGAUCUUACACCCUGAGAUGAGCAGAACAUUUUAUGCAAAGAAAGAAGCUCCAGAAAGCAUUAUCAAAGCUCAGCAGUCUAUCUCAAAGAAUACAAAUUAUGCAUGUAAUAUUAACUCGAUAAAUUAUGAAUCUGACAAUCCAAUGAAGGGAAACCUGAGAAACACAAAGUGCCCAAAAAGUAAAUUAAGAGACUUGGAACCCAGAAAUAGCAAGGUGAAAGAGCAAAAGCAGGAACAUUGUAGAUUUGCAAGCUCCCAAGGGUUCAAUUCCCUAAGUUCUGGAGACUCUCAGGUGUAUAAAAUCCAGUCAUCUUCCUUUGUUGAUACUAAAGAUGUUGAUUAUUAUCAAAACUCAGUUGAAGAUGCAAAUCGGAUUCAUACCACUUCAUCUAUUCCUUCCAAUAUAAUCGCUAAAAGGAGAAGUAUAAUUGUCUCAAGAUCUGAAGUUGGGAAGAAGAGAUCUAAAAGAGCAUUCGGAGCUUCCAAUGGGUUUCAAAUCCUAAAACACCUCAAUAUGAAAGAAGACCUAGUCAAAAAUAGUGGCAAACUUCAAAGAGAAUUUCUUAAAAAUCGAAGAAAAUCCGUCAAUGGAAAUAAGAGCCAAAGUUUAAAAGAAUUUGAAUUUGAGACAGGUCAACCAAGAAACAAGAGUCUCGCAAGCUUUUCAGUUGAGCGUUCAUCCAACCAUUUGGGAAAUGAUUCAUCCUUUAAAUUAAAUAGAAAGAAGAAGAUCAAGGUCAACACAGCCUAUGGAACAAGUUUUGUCUGCAAUAGGACCUUUGAAGAUAACUCCACCGCGGAGGAUGAAGAAGAAUCGAGAGAUUUCCUCCUAAUCAAAAAUACUGGUUCCCUCAUAAGAUUCAGAACAGACUCAACUGGCUUUCCUUGUAACAGGAGGCUGAACAAGUAUGACAUUUUACUCAAAGGCAAAAGGCAAUAAAUAAAAUGGGUCUUGUUUUAAUUAAAGAAUUUGU